CGAAGGUGGGCCCGUGAUAAGGUAAGACGACGGCGAAAAGAAAAGCGACGACCGCCCAGUCUGUCGCUGCCAUUGCGCCCGUGGGGUAAGAGGAAGAAGAAGAAGAGAGGGGCGUCUUCAGGGUUUGGCGGUAGUGACAAUGCCAGUGCCUCGCGGGCUAGUUGGAGUCGAAGACGACGACGGGAUCGAGAAGUGAGAGAGGACGAGCUGUGCGCCAGCCCUGGCCCCGGCCGAUCGCGUAGUGUCUAGUGCGACGAGAUGACGGGUGCGCGGAUGAGACCCGCGCUCGUCGUGGGCCUCCUCCUCAGCUUUCUAGCCGUUGCCUUACGAGGAGUGCAGUGCGAGGACGAGCGAGAACAGGUACCAUCCGAGGACCUAUGUCGACCGUAUAUCGAGAAGGCGCUCAAGGAUCUCGGCACAGGAUCUUUGGAGCAGACCAGUGCAGAGGUCGGAAUCGAGAUCGACCAAGAGAGCCAUGAGGAAGCAUCGCCUGCGAGCGAGGAAACUGGCGAGGCAGCAGACGACGUUUCGAAAGAAGAGACUAAGGACGAGGAGGGAUCGGUAGAGGAAAGCGCGGAAGCGGCUGCCGACGAGAGUAAGGAAACAACCGAAGAGCAAGCCGAUGCUAGCGAAGAAAAAGCACAGGAGAUAUUUGAAAAAGAAGAUCAAAGCGAAGAAGCUGUGACUGAUGAAAGUGCUGAAGGUAGAAUUAAUAAUCGUUGAUGAUUUAAAUAAAUGCAAACAUUUAGAGGCCAUAACGAAAGAAAAUACCAAUAUUAUUCAGAAGAAGCAGAGAAAGUUGAGGGAGCGUCCGCUGAGGAAGGCGAUGGAGACCAAACCGACUCCUCCGAUAAACAGGCAGAGAGCGAAGAGGCGAGAACUGAAGAGGAAGACGAAAAGCACGACGAAGAGAAAUCCGACGAAGAAGCCGAAGUAGAAGACGAAAAGUCCGAGGAGGAGGAGAAAGUAGACGACGAAGCCAAGUCCGAAGAAGCAGGGGAUGAAACUGAAGAAUCGAAAGACGAGGAACAAGAGGAAUCCAAAGAAGCCACUGAAGAAGUGGGAGUCGAGUCUAAAGAAGAGGCGGAAGCUAGUGUUGAAGAAGAAUCUGAUAAAGACGAAGAAGCUGACAGUAAAGCCGAAGAGGGCGCCGAAUCGACCGAAGAUCAGGCGGUGAGCGGUGAAGAUGAGAAAGGUGACACCGAGGAGGCGCAGGAUGAAAGCGCUGAAGGUGACGAGAAAGAAAAGGAAAGCGCGGAAGAUGCUGAAACAGCAGAUUCCGCGGACGUAGAGGAAGGAUCAAAGUCGGACGAAGAGGAAGCAGCGGGAGCAAAAUCCGAUGAAGACGAGGGCACGGAGGAAGAGACAAAGUCAAAGGAGGACGAAGAGGCGAAAUCCGCGGAAGAGGAGGAUGCGAAGACGGAAGAAGAUGGAAAAUCGGGAGAAGAGAACGCCAAGUCCGAGGGAGAGGAAGAUGAAGAUGUGAAAGUGCGCGGCAAACGAGAAGUCGCUGAAGGAGAUGAAUCUACGGAAGAUGCUGACAGUGAGGAAGAACCGGAACUUACUCCGGAAGAGGAUUUAAUUCAAGAGAUUGAAAUUCCGGAGAAUCUCCGACCUAGAGAUCACCUUAAUCAAUUGCUGAAAUUGGACGAAGAAAAUGAGGAAAAAGAGCGAGCUAUACAAAGGGAGGCUGAUAUUAUUCUUAGGGAUCUGAAGAGGCUCUACGACAGCGCUAUACAACCGUUAGAGACUAUGUACAAAUACAGAGACUUGAGCAACAGGCAUUUCGGAGAUCCUGAAAUAUUCUCCAAGCCGCUAGUGUUAUUUAUGGGGCCGUGGAGCGGCGGGAAAUCGUCUAUCAUUAAUUAUCUGCUCGACAUCGAGUACAAGCCAAUGUCGUUGAGGACAGGUGGUUUGAGAGAGUGCUUAGAAGAGCAUUGCAAAUCGCCAAAUGGAAAAAAUGACACAGGAGCCGAGCCGUCACCGGCGUACUUCAACAUAAUAAUGCACGGCGAGGAAGAAGAGGUUCUCGACGGCACUCAGUUGGCCGCCGAUUGGACUUUUUCGGGAUUGCAGAAGUUCGGACAGGGUCUCUUGGACCGUCUCAGAGGCCUGCGACUUCAUAAUAAGUUGCUCGAGAAAGUGAACAUCGUCGAGAUUCCGGGUAUCUUGGAGAUUCGGAAGCAAGUUCAACGCUUAUUUCCCUUUAACGAUGCGUGCCAGUGGUUCAUCGAUCGAGCGGACAUAAUAUUUUUAGUUUACGACCCCGCCAAGUUGGACGUCGGUCCCGAAACGGAAGCGAUCCUUGAUCAGUUGAAGGGAAGAGAAUAUCAGACUCGUAUUAUCCUCAACAAAGCCGACCAGGUGAAGCCCGAGGAACUUAUGAGGGUACAAGGCGCCCUAAUCUGGAAUAUAUCACCGCUCAUGUCAAGCGCGGAGCCGCCAAUAAUGUAUUCCACGUCGUUAUGGUCGUUACCCUACGAGGCUGGUGCGCCCAUCAGGUUGUUGUACGCUCAAGAACGCGCAUUCCUUCGCGACCUACGUUCCGCGAUAAACAAGAGGGUCGAGCACAAGAUAGCGAGCGCCAGAAGAUUCGCCGUACGAGUGCGCAACCACGCUAAGAUGGUAGAUUGCUACCUGACGACGUACUACAAUCACAAGACGUUCUUCGGCAACAAGCGAGAGAUCAGCGACAAGAUCAUCGAGAACCCGCAGGACUAUCACAUCUACGAGGGCCUCAGCACUCUCACCAACAUAUCGCGCUACGAUCUACCAGAUCCGGAUGUGUACCGUGAUUUCUUCCGGCUAAAUCCGCUCUACGAUUUCCCGCUGCUGAGCUCCACGUGCACGUACUUCCGCGGCUGCCCGAUCAACAGGCUCGACGUGGCCAUCGCCUACGAUCUGCCCGAGCUGGUGGGCAACUACAAGAAGUCGGUAGAGGCGGUGCUGCACGAGAACGAAGGCAACAGCCCACCGAGUUGAGUGCGUAUUCGCGUUCCGGAACGGAGCUCUUGAUACCAUGUGAAAUACGGACUGGCGACAAAGCGACGUUUACCUCCGCUAGACCGAGAAGAAACACUCAGCCUGUAGCCUUGGUAGCUUAGAGAUGCUCGACGAUGGUGAACGAGCUAAAAAAAAACGUGGUCCGAUAUUUGAGAUGGUACCAAGGAUCUUCUUGAAACACAGGCAGCUAGAGCUCGCGUUACCCUCGCGAGUUGUACUCGAGGUGCUCCGAUGACAAGAGGUCGGUUCGCGACAGUAGCGGAAACAGUACGGCAUGGAGUCUCCAAGUAUGAAAAUUGGGGGUGCCAUCAUUUUGGGCGGGCGAGUAACGCCACGUAAUUUCUAGAUCCGAAUAGUUUAGCCUCGUCCCUCACGAUAUGACACAAUGUGAAAAACGUGAGCACGAUGUGGAUAUCGGAGUGUGUGAUAAUCACGAGUUCGGUGGUCGGGACACUUCCUCGGUUGCAGAAGAAGAGCAAGUGUAUUGCUAGUGUCUGGUAAAACAAUGCGAGUGCUACCAUUCCGAUCCAAAAGCGGACAGUGAGAGUUCCCCUUGAAUUUAUGUGUUCAGAUAUCGGUUCCUCUCGGCGAAAAUCCGAGGCUUCGGUGCGACAGUGGCUCACCGCACUUUUCUAGGUGCUCGAAAAGAUUCUUCAAAAUUUAACGCUAGAGAAUCUAAAAAUAUAUUCUUAAUUUAUUACUUUCUAUUAAAUUUAAUUUUGAAUUUGCAAAAUUUUUCUUCGUGCUUAUUAUCUUAAUUUGAAGAAAUUUAAUUUCAGAGAGUAAAAAUUGAACAUCCUAUAAAAUUAACUUUAUUUCAAAUAUUUAUAUUUCAUGUCACUUGUAAAUUUCGUCUUAACUGUAGUUGCUUUAAUUUUAAAUUUAAUUUUUUCGAGCUCUUAAAAAUGUACAUUUUAAACCAGUGUCGCACCGAAUCCUGAAAUUCUCCCGACGAAUCGGCGUCGGCUGAUUAUCUUGGAAGAAGACAGACUCUCCAGAAUCGAUGUAACGUUGAGCAACGAUUUUGUCCGCCGAAUUUCUCUGUACCGGGGAAAUUUAACUAAUUAUACCGAAAUAUUUCCAUUACGAAAAAGAGAUAAGAUGAUCUCUUCUUGUGGCUUUUGUGGAAUACCUUGUAUAAGCUGAUUUUGUGUUCUUAUUAAAAUGUGUAAUUAAAUAAUUAAAGAUAUGCUGUUCUCUCACGCAUUACUCGGUUAACGUGUGAGACGAAUCGUGGCGUAUUUUUGAUAAAAAAAAUUUAGGCUUCCUUCUAGUUCGCGUUAGACAGAAUAUAAGUUUCCUAUACCUUUAAACACCGAAUUUUCUAAAAUAGUUCUAUCUAAUAUAUUGGAAGAUUAAAUUUUAAUCUCUAAGAUAUCACAGAGUGAUCGCAAAUUCAACCGACAAAUUUUCAGAGAUUGUCGAAAGCACCAUAAGAAUUAUUUUCAAGGCUCAUACAGAGCCUUCAUCGGCUUUGAUCUUGCCUUCAUAGGCUGGAUCAGCCACCGAUCUUGCCUUGGAUGGCUAGAUCAUCUUCCAAUCUAGGAAUCGAAUUUGUGUUUGGAUUUCUUGCCUUCGUGGGCGAGACAUUUUACCAUGAAAAGCUUGAUAACGGAUUACUUAAAGUUGGUAAAAUUUAAUGCUUUGAGAAGAUCUCAAGAAGGACUACAAGAAUAUGCAAUAAAAAGUGGAGGGUUCCAUUAAAAAAAGUCAGGGUGGCCUUGUCCUGACCUUGGCGAUGCCAUACAAGGUCAAACACAUGGCCACCAAUAAAUAAAUCUUUUUACACCCUACAACUUUUGCCUAAGACAAUUUUUUAUGAAACGUAAUUUUUUUUUGUGAUACUUCAAUGUCCCGACUCUUUCGAACACUCCGUAUGCCGUAACGACCUAAUGACACGUUUCCGACCCCAGGUUCAUUUGCAAACAAUGACUCUUAUGAUGCACCCGACAAUCUCUGAAUAUUUGUCGGUUGAAUUUCCGACCACCCUGUACAUGUCUUAGAUGUUAAGAUUUAUAAUAUUUCAAGUUCUUAGUCUCGUUUCAUUUCUCAGACUCACUAUCAUCAUCCUUUUAUAGCCUUCGAUUAUUAAAAUUUUUAAUUCUAGAUCGCAAAAUUCAAUCUAAAAUUGAACUCUCGAAUUUUGUAUCUUUAAAUUGUUUUCGUUGCUAUCAUUUUCAAAUAUAAUAUAUUGCAUUAGUUUUAAAUAAACUGUUCUGAAUAAUUGUUAACAUCCGUGAUCCUCGAAUAUCAAUUCUAAGAUAAAUAAGGUAUAAUAAAAUGCUUUCUCUUCAUUAUAAACAAGUUAGUUUUUUCAAUAAAAGCGCGAACAUGUUAGAGGCAUUGCAAGCGAUUUAUACUUUAAAUUGCGGACAACGGAGCAGGCUUUGUCAUGAAGUAAUGGUACAAGUAUAACGCGAUUUAUUCGGCGUUUGAGUAUGUGUAUUGUUGAUAUUAUUAUUGUUGUUAUUACCAUUGUUGUUGCUACUGUCUCGUCAUUGUUAUUCUACAUUAUACAAAGAUAUUACGUCAAGUAAAUUUAAUUAAAAUGUUACAGAUAUAUGUUAUCAAGGCAUCUAUUUCUUUAGAGUUAGAGUUAAUUGUUAUUGACACACGAUAUAUAUAUACAUACACGUUUAAACUGAUAAUGAAAUAUAAUUAUAGGAUUCGUUAUAUGAAUCUCUUAUGCGUACAUAUACUUCUUAUGAUUAACUUAUGAUUAAUUGCGCCUGGGCAAGUGUACGUUUUAAAUAAGAACGUGUGUCGUGGUUGCUGUUUGUGUA
Molecule: messenger RNA, 5786 nt
Organism: Vollenhovia emeryi
Lineage: Eukaryota; Metazoa; Arthropoda; Insecta; Hymenoptera; Formicidae
Product: sarcalumenin
Exons: 10
Molecular function (GO): GTP binding
Source: RefSeq, a predicted model, not a curated record